Pelodiscus sinensis (Chinese soft-shelled turtle) is the source of this 4243-nucleotide messenger RNA. The record is from RefSeq and is a predicted model, not a curated record. NCBI's taxonomy places the organism in Eukaryota, Metazoa, Chordata, Testudines, Trionychidae.
AUGACCCCCUCCGUUGUCCCCGCCCCCGGCGGGCAGGGCUAGCUCCGCUUCCCGCCCCGCUAGUUCGCGGCCGGCCGGGCCGCGCCGUACGGUACCUGCUGUUCUGCGGCUCCCCGGGGACCAUGAGCCUCUUGCGGGACGUCUCCCUGCAGGACCCCCGGCUCCGCUAUGAGCUGAUCCAGCGCAUCGGGGCGGGCACCUACGGGGAUGUUUACAAGGCCCAGAACACCCAGACAGCAGAGUUGGCUGCCAUAAAGAUCAUCAAACUGGACCCAGGUAAAGAUACCAACAGCCCCACCCAUGAGGUGACUGCAUCUCAGUGCUGUAGUGACAGCCCUUCCCUUUGUUCCUUCAGGAAUGACCGUCUCUGGAUCUGCAUGGAGUUCUGUGAAGGAGGCUCUCUACAGGAAAUCUACCACACCACCGGCCCCCUCUCUGAGAAGCAGAUUGCCUACGUAUGCAGAGAAACACUGCAGGGCCUGAAUCACCUACAUGCCAAGGGCAAGAUGCACCGGGACAUAAAGGGAGCCAAUAUCCUACUCACUCACUCUGGAGAUGUGAAACUGGCGGAUUUCGGGGUCUCAGCUGAGCUGACAGCAUCAGUGGCAAAGCGGAAGUCCUUCAUUGGGACCCCCUACUGGUAUCUUACCCCUUCCUCCACCCUGGUGCUUCAUUCUGGUACCCACCAGGGGAACAUGGUGGCAGGAGAGAGGAGUGGAGUUAUCUCACAGUUGGGAACCCCCCCAUCUGGGGCUGUCUUGGAGCCUGGGAUGUCCCUGUGGGAGGGGGUUUGGUGGGUGAGAGGAGGGGCCAGACAGCAACUUGGUUUGGGGGAUGGAGGAGGGUGUCAAGCCUGGAGGAUAUCGGGGUCUCUCUUUGGGGCCCUGAUGCUCAUGUCCAAGAGCAGCUUCCAACCCCCUAAACUGAAAGAUAAAGCACAUUGGACCCCUGAAUUCCACCACUUCCUCAAACUGGCACUGACCAAGAACCCCAAAAAGCGACCCACAGCAGAAAAGCUGUUACAGCACCCCUUCACCAGCCAGCCCCUUGCCCGUGCCCUGGUCAUCGAGCUACUCGACAAGGUCAACAGCCCUGACCUGGCUGCCCCCUCCCUGGAUGAUGGAGACUUUGAGGCUUAUGACAUCUUCCCAGACAAAAUCCAUUCCCGUGGGGCACAUGGCCAGGCAGAACGGACUCUCUCCGAAAUCCAGUUUAAUCAAAUUAAAUUCGGGCCCCCACUGAGGAAAGAAACAGAACCGUAUUGUGGUCUGAGGGAAGAGGAGGAUGAUUGGACAUUGCUAGGAGCUGAAGAGAGUCUCCUGCAGUCUGUGGAGGAGGCGCUGGAGGAAAGGAGCUUGACCAUCCGCCCAGUGUCUGGACAGGUGGCCAUGCCAAAGGAUCAGCCUGUGGACUCCCACUGUGUCCCAGAGAAUGAGAUGGGAACAAUCAAGAGGGCAUUGCUUUGGGACCUGAUGAAUUGGGAGCUGGGGGGCAUGGAGCCUGGGGCUGGCUCAGAGACCAUGAAAAGACAGACACCAGCAGGCAGCCCAGAGUCAGGUGACAUCCCAACCCCCUUGCACACUGGCUCCCCAGAGCCUGCAGUAUCCCUGCUUUCCACCGAAUGGGCCACCAUGAAGAGGAAGGAGGAGACAGAGAGAUCCAGCUGCCAUGGGCUGCCCCCUACCCCCAAGGUCCAUAUGGGUGCUUGCUUUUCCAAAGUCUUUAAUGGCUGCCCUCUAAAGAUCAAUGCAGCUGUGACAUGGAUCCACCCAGAGACACGAGAUCAGUACCUGGUGGUUGGGGCGGAGGAGGGGAUUUACACACUCAACCUGCACGAACUCCAUGAGGACACCAUGGAGAAGCUCCUGCCCCAUAGGUGUUCCUGGCUGUACUGUAUGAACAACGUGCUGCUCUCCUUAGCAGGGAAAUCCUCCCAGAUCUCCUCUCACAACCUCCUGGGCCUCUUUGAGCAGCGAAGGCAGCUGCAGAAGCGGCAGGUUCCCCUCUCCAUUGCUACCAACCGGCUGACCGAGCGCAUUAUCCCCAGGAAGUUUGCACUCUCCUCCAAGAUAGCAGAUACCAAGGGCUGCCUCAAGUGCCGAGUAGUUCGGAACCCCUAUUCUGGCAACACUUUCUUGUGCGCUGCUCUCCCCUCAAGCCUGGUGCUGUUGCAGUGGUACGAACCCUUGCAGAAGUUCAUGCUACUGAAGCAUUUUCCUGUGGCCCUGCCCAUGCCCCUGAGCCUGUUUGAACUGCUGGUGGUGGAGACGGAAGAGUACCCCCAGGUGUGUGUGUGUGUUGUGGACCGAGACCAGCCGGGCCAGGAGCUGGAGUUUAACGUCAUUUCACUCAGCACCAACUCCAGCCUCAACAUUGACAGCCCUGCAGGUAAGCGACACCUCAGUGGGAAACUGGACAUGGAGGUGGCAGGGGACUGGAACUCAGGGUCUUUCCCCUCUGGAGGAAUUGACCAGCCGGGCCAGGAGCUGGAGUUUAACGUCAUUUCACUCAGCACCAACUCCAGCCUCAACAUUGACAGCCCUGCAGGAAUUGAUGUGAGCCCUCUCUUUCUUCCCACAGGCUAUGUAAGGACAGUGAACUUGUGUGGGGCCCCCAAGAGAGCCCUGGCCUCAGAGCUCACUUUCAACUUCCCCAUUGAGACAAUUGUGUGCCUUCAAGACAGUGUGCUGGCCUUCUGGAAACAUGGCAUGCAGGGCCGCAGUCUGGAGAGCAAUGAGGUGACCCAAGAAAUCACAGAUAAAUCCAGGAUGUUCCGUGUGCUGGGAGCCAACAGAGAUGUAAUCCUGGAGAGCACGCCUACGGAGAAUCCUUUAGCUCACAGCAACCUCUACAUCCUAACGGGGCACGAGAGCAGCUAUUGAGUAUGUGGAACUGCCUUUCCAACAUCCCCAUGGGGAUGGAUGCAGAGCCCCAGUGCAAGGGGAAAUUCUGCUGUGAUGAUUUAAACUACUGAUUUCUGAGAUAGCAGGAGCCUAGGGAACUCUUCCCAUGAGCAAGGUCCAUCUUGUGUUGUGGGAAUCCAUGCCAGAUGGAUUCUAUUUUAUAAACUCUACAGUCCACCUCUUCUGUUGUCCAAAGUCUUCCUGAGAUACUCCUGUUUUUCAGAAGUGUAUGGAGAGAUUCCUUCUGCCCUUUUAGAGUGAGCAUCUCCUGAGACUCUUAUGUUUGCAAUAAUUGACUACCAGCCAGUCCAAAGAAGCCUCCUUAGUCUGUCUUGACUGAUACUUGUGCCUGCUGAAUGCUUCCUCUUCUCUCCUCCCCACCCCAUUCUUAAUCCUAAGAAGGGGGUCUUCUGGAGAGACAUGUUGUGAAAGUGUCCUCCUCCAGCUUCAACAUGAAGACAAUCCAUUUUCCAGUGGGUGCAUUCUUUUUCCUAUGUAGCACUUAAGGUCCAGAAAUCUGGCAAACAUCUUCAGCAAAAGGAGUGGGAAAGCAAUUCUGUGUCUUCUCAUUCAAAGUGUAAGCAACAAGCAAAGCUUGAGGUGGGACAAACCUGUUGAAUCAGUGGCUGGGAUACCUAUUUGACUGUUUUGGUAAUGGUUGGGCAGGUUGCUUGGCUGCAUGAGUUCUGAUGAGGGGAAGAGUGUGAUGGCUGGUUGGGCAUAGGUUGGCUGGUUUAAGUAGCUGGGUGAUGGCUUGGUGGCAGAGAGUUGAGUGCUUGUUGGUAGGGAGUGGUGAUUAGCAGGAUGAGGUGGUGGUUUGGUUUGGAAGUGGCUGGGGCAAUACUUGGGUGAAUGAGGGGAAAUAUGGGUUUGGCUGAUGAGGCAAUGUGAGGGACUUGUUUAGUGAGUAAGCCAAUUGCUUCGCAGGGUGGGGUGGCUGAUUGGUAUAAAAGAGGUUUGAGAGUAUCUGCUACAGAGAGACUGGAUGCAUGGUUGGCAUUUUGAGCAUGAAAAGAUGGGUGGGUGGAUGGAUGGAUGGAUGACUGUUUUAAAAUGAAGCAGACUGCUUCACUACCAGGCAGUGUGUUAAACUGGCUGGCUGUUGGGAUGCCUUGUUCUUUUGCUGCCUUGGAAAACUGUGCCAAUCCUAAAUGCCAUUGUGACAGAGAUCAGAAUCUUGGGGCCAACAGCUCUACUAACUCAGGCAGUGGAAGCUUCCCUUUCUGUUUUGCUAAUUUCUCUGUUUUUUAACUGAGAGCUGGAAUUUAUGGAUAAAAAACAAAACUUGAAAAAAUAUGCUAUUUAAGAGAUAUAUUGAUAUUAAAUGUGUCUUUUGUUUG